AUGAAGAAACAACGACCGGCCAUCAACGCCGUGGCUAGUUCCAGCUCGACCAUUGCCUCGGGGCUGGGCAAGAAGCGGAGCAGGAAACAUCAAGUUGCCGAAGAAGGCGAGGAGGAUGACGAGUUGUCAGGGGUCGUAGGGAGUGUCAAGCAGGUUGAGAAUGAGCAGGAGGACGAGAUCGACUUGGAAGAGGAUGAGGAGGAUGACGAGUUUGAGAUCGAUACCGGGUCUAGUAAUGGGGAUUUGGACGAUUUCGUCGUUGCCGAUGAAGACGAAGACGAUGUGCAGGAUGAUGGCGAUCUCGCCGAUUCGGAAUCAGAGGAGGAUUCUCAAGCGGGCUUGGACCUGGACGAUGAAGAAGGAUACAACUCAUCCGAUAUCGACGCUCUCGACUCCGGCGACGACGAGGAAGAGGAUGGCGCCCUCACCCCGGCUACCUCUUUAGGUUCUUCUUCCGACCUGGACAGACUCAUCAAGAAACACACUUUCAAACCUUCAGAGUCCGAGUGGGGCACGGACAAGUUUAGUUCGGCGAAAGAGGGGAGUGGGAGGUUGAGGAAGAGUAGGUUUGUUGAGGGGAGUUGGGUGAGGGAGUAUGAGGAGUUUGAGGCGGGGUAUGGGAGUGAGAGUAGUACAGAGGAGAACACCAACACGAUCGGAAACAUCCCUAUCGAGUGGUACGACGACCUACCCCAUAUCGGUUAUUCGGUCGAUGGAAAGCGAAUCAUGAGGCCCGCCAAGGGUGACGAGCUCGACAAGUUCUUGGCUACCGUCGAGGAUCCUGAUAGUUGGACAACGGCCGAGGACAAGCUCCUCCAAAAGCAAGUUCAAUUGAGCGACAAGGAGCUGGAUAUCAUCCGUCGACUGGAACGCGCCGAGAACCCGGACGCUGGGUUUGAUAAUUAUCAGCCGACGAUCGAGUGGUUCACGGGCAAGGGGAACGAGAUGGUCAUGCCCCUGACUAACAGGCCGGAACCGAAGAGCAGGUUUGUGCCUUCCAAGUGGGAACAUAAGAAGGUCAUGAAGAUUGUCAAGGCCAUCCGAGAGGGAAGGAUCAUCCCGAACCGUCCUCCUGUAGAGAAACCCAAGGUCUAUGCCAUCUGGAGCAAGGAAGACCAGGAACGUACUCCGCACGCGAUGUACAUGCCCGCACCUCAAUUGCCUCCUCCCAAGACGGUCGAAUCGUACAACCCGCCCGAAGAGUACCUGUUUGACGAGCAGGAAAAAGCCGAAUGGGAAGCGCAGGAAAAGGAGGAUAGGAAGCUCGAUUUCGAACCGAAAAAGUACGCCUCGUUGAGGACCGUACCGGGUUACGAAGGUUUCGUGCAAGAGAGGUUCGAGAGGUGUCUCGACCUGUACCUCGCACCGAGGACGAAAAAGGUCAAGAUGAACAUCGACCCGGAGUCUUUGGUGCCCAAGUUGCCGAGCCCGAAAGAGUUGAGGCCGUUCCCGACGACGAGUGCGGUGCAGUACCGACACCCUGCCAGUUCGAGGGUCAGGUGUGUGAGCAUGGACCCGAGAGGCGAGUGGGUGGCGAGUGGGAGCGAGGAUGGCGUGGUCAGGGUUUGGGAUCUCGGGAACGGACGAGAGGUAUGGAAGUGGCCGUUGAAGAUGGGAGCCGUGCAGUCGGUCGAGUGGUGUCCCAACCGGGACGAGUCGGUCUUGGCCGCCACCGUUUCCGGACGAGUCUACUUGUUGUCCCCCUUGGCUUUGGUCUCCCCGACCGUGGCUCAGACGACCCUUACGCACCUGAACACCGCAUUCGCUUCCUCCUCGGCCUCUACGGCGCAGAACGAACCUCGAAAGGCCCCUGAUGCCAAAUGGGUCCGACCUACCGAGGACGAGAGGGAUCGAGGGAUCUUGGUCAUCGUCGAGGUCGCGGGGACGCCCAAGCAGAUCACUUGGCACCGAAAGGGAGACUACUUUUCGACCGUUGCUGUGGAUGCUGCCAACAAAUCGGUCUUGGUCCACCAGGUCUCGAAGCAUCAGACGCAAUCUCCGUUCAAGCGGACAAAGGGUAGCGUGCAGCGAGUCGCUUUCCACCCGACCAAGCCUCACUUUUUCGUGGCAACACAACGAUACGUCCGAUUGUACGACCUGGUCGGCCAGCAACUCCUCAAGACGCUCAUGUCGGGUCUCAAGUGGAUCUCGAGCAUGGACAUUCACCCGGGCGGUGAUAACCUGAUCAUCGGAAGUUAUGACAAGAAGCUGUGUUGGUUUGACCUGGACUUGAGUUCGAAGCCUUACAAGACCCUGAGAUACCACACCAAGGCUCUUCGAUCGGUCAUCUACCAUCGAACAUACCCCCUCUUCGCCUCGGCUUCGGACGACGGCACCAUCCAGGUCUUCCACGGAACAGUCUAUUCGGACCUGAUGCAAAACCCAUUGAUCGUCCCGCUGAAGGUCCUGCGUGGACACAAUAUUAAGGACGGGCUGGGUGUGUUGGACGUCAAGUGGCACCCGACUAAACCCUGGUUGGUCAGUUCGGGCGCGGAUGGUGAGGUGCGUAUGUGGACCUAGGCUACGGGGAAAGGAUGAGAGGGAUGAAGGGUUGUAUGUAGGCUAUAGGCUAUGGGGGAUUGGCUGUAUCUAUCAUGUUGUCUACACUGUCGCAUCCGGAUUGGCGAGAUGCAGGCUCCUCUCGAGCGCUAUCCCACA
Filobasidium floriforme is the source of this 2658-nucleotide messenger RNA. Its product is annotated as putative rRNA processing-related protein. Gene Ontology annotation, biological process: maturation of LSU-rRNA from tricistronic rRNA transcript (SSU-rRNA, 5.8S rRNA, LSU-rRNA); ribosome biogenesis. The transcript is spliced from 10 exons. The coding region runs from base 1 to 2520 and encodes 839 amino acids. Gene Ontology annotation, molecular function: protein binding; ribonucleoprotein complex binding. Lineage: Eukaryota; Fungi; Basidiomycota; Tremellomycetes; Filobasidiales; Filobasidiaceae. Gene Ontology annotation, cellular component: preribosome, large subunit precursor; PeBoW complex. The record is from RefSeq and is a predicted model, not a curated record.